Messenger RNA from Pistacia vera, 515 nucleotides. RefSeq lists its product as uncharacterized. The record is from RefSeq and is a predicted model, not a curated record. The transcript has 2 exons. The coding region runs from base 63 to 311 and encodes 82 amino acids. NCBI's taxonomy places the organism in Eukaryota, Viridiplantae, Streptophyta, Magnoliopsida, Sapindales, Anacardiaceae.
GUAGAAUAGUCGAAGGACCGAGCUUUCCGUGUGUCAAAACGGUGUGUAAAUAGCAGAGAGAUAUGCCCACAUCUUUAUCUUGGCUAGGCAACGCCUUUCCGUUUUCAAAGCUCUUCAGGCAGCUUGAGGCUGAAAUGGAAACCGUGGUUAAAGUUCUGCAGCCUGGACCCUUGGGAAUUAUAGAGCACAAGUUCUCUGCUGAGGAGAUACGACACGCAAAUGCUACAGUUAACAGAGCAGUUGAGAAUUGGCGAAGAAAUGCAAACCUAGAUCAGGGAAACGUAGUUAUAAAGGAUUUUAUUCACAAGUGAGGACGGGUUGCUGUAUAUAGAAUGAUUGAUUGUAUAAGUCAAAUUUUGUAGAAUUUCUGAGCUCAAUUGUGAGUGCUUCGAAGUUUUAGAAUGUCAUUUCUAUCAACUUUAAAAUAAAUGUUUACUGGGUUACUUUUAUUUAGUAUUGGAGAUGACACAAUGUGCUCACAUCAGUAAAUAUAUAUAUUGUAAGACAUUCAAAUA